Messenger RNA from Apus apus (common swift), 1936 nucleotides. RefSeq names its product decaprenyl diphosphate synthase subunit 1 (gene PDSS1). The record is from RefSeq and is a predicted model, not a curated record. Gene Ontology annotation, cellular component: mitochondrion; transferase complex. The transcript has 10 exons. The coding region runs from base 40 to 1152 and encodes 370 amino acids. Gene Ontology annotation, biological process: isoprenoid biosynthetic process; ubiquinone biosynthetic process. Gene Ontology annotation, molecular function: prenyltransferase activity. Lineage: Eukaryota; Metazoa; Chordata; Aves; Apodiformes; Apodidae.
GUCGCGGCGGCGGCAGGAGGCGGCGGCGCUGGGGACAGCAUGGCCUUGCGCUGGUGGUGGCGGUGCGGGGCCUCCUCCCGCCGGGCGCCGCCGCCCGCCUCCCUGCCGCGCCUCCGCCCGCCCGGGCCCGGCCCCCGCGCCGCGAUGUGUUAUUUUACCCAAAGAAGUUCAACUUUGUUAUUUCCAAAAAUAUGUAGUAUAUUCUGGCGGUUUCAUCAUACAAGCACAUCCCGCUUGUGCAGCUGCAGUAAGACAGUUAGUGAUGAAAAAUACCAAGACCCUUUUCAACUUGGUAGAAAAGACUUGAAGAAUCUCUAUGAAGAUAUUAAAAAGGAAUUACUUGUGUCUACUGCAGAACUGAAGGAAAUGUGUGAUUAUUACUUUGAUGGGAAAGGAAAGGCCUUUCGACCAAUGAUUGUGGUGCUAAUGGCAAGGGCUUGCAACAUUCACCAUAGUAAUUCCAGGGAGGUGCAAGCAAGCCAGCGCUCUGUGGCCAUAAUUGCUGAGAUGAUCCACACAGCUAGCCUGGUUCAUGAUGAUGUCAUUGAUGAUGCAAAUUCUCGCAGAGGAAAAAUGACAGUCAAUCAAAUCUGGGGAGAGAGGAAGGCUGUUCUAGCUGGUGACUUCAUCCUCUCAGCUGCUUCUGUAGCUUUAGCACGAAUUGGAAAUACCACUAUCAUCUCUGUUCUAACUCAGGUGAUUGAAGACCUGGUGCGUGGUGAAUUCCUCCAGUUGGGUUCCAAGGAAAAUGAGAACGAGAGAUUUGCUCACUACCUCGAGAAGACCUUUAAGAAGACCGCGAGUCUUAUAGCAAACAGUUGUAAAGCAGUUUCAAUUCUAGGCUGCCCUGAUCCCAAAGUUCAUGAGAUUGCAUACCAGUAUGGAAAAAAUGUUGGCAUAGCUUUUCAGCUAAUAGAUGAUGUGCUGGAUUUUACAUCAUGUGCUGAUCAUCUGGGGAAACCAGCAGCAGCAGAUCUCAAGCUGGGCUUAGCUACAGGCCCGGUCUUGUUUGCUUGUCGACAGUUUCCAGAAAUGAAUGCCAUGAUAAUGAGACGAUUCAGUAAGCCAGGAGAUGUUGAACGUGCUCGGAAAUAUGUGAUGCAGGUAGGACCAGUAUCAAAUGUUCCAUUCCUGAAAUGCCAUCCCUACUGAAGUCAGUCUGACAUUCAUUGCCUUUUCAAAUACAUGCUAAGUAGCAUGCUAUGUACAGUACAAAGUGAGGACUCUUCAGCUGCCUUACUGGCACAGUGUUUUAGCAGAAAUGCAGGUACUGAAGAACUCUCUUUCUUUUUUCCUUCCAAUAGCAUAAAAUCAACAUAAAGAGUAAAAAGCUCAUGCAUGAACUCAGUUCCUUCAGCUGAAGAGUAGCUGUAUCCAACAACUGGUGUAAGCAACAUGUAAUUACCAGUCUUGUAACUGCAGUGCACACUCCCAUGUCAGUAUGAAUUGACACUGGUUCUUAAAAGACUGAAUAAUUGUGCAAAAAUAAUACCUAUUUUUCAGUGUAGGUUUUUUUUUACAUCUCUAUUUAGGGCAGGAGGAGAGGGGUUAACCCAUUACUUUCUAAUCCUACUGAAGACUAAGUUAUUAAUACCAUUAAUGUUUUGUAAGUAUACUUAAGCUUAGCAUGGAUGAGUUUUAUUAUUUUAAAGCUUUGAGGAAGAGAUGUAGGAUUCAAUGAACAUAGAAUGAAUCGUCUUCCUUUCCCCUUCAAAAUAUACUUGUUUAGGCUACUUACUGACCUUAAAACUUCUUCCCCCUGGUUACUGGAAGAGGCAAAAGGCAGGAGGGGGGGCUGAGCAGUUAUCCAUUACCUUUAACAUCUAACAUCUUGUACCUAAGAGUGAUGGUGUGCAGCAAACAACCUACCUCGCCCAGCGCUACUGCCACGAAGCCACGAGAGAGAUCAGAAAACUGCGGCCGUCCCCUGAGCGCG